AUGAAAUUCAAAAGCAUAUUAUCGUUAUUUAUCUUUUCCUUGGCCUUACACGGCACCUAUUCCGAAGAUGAGUCAAAUCCCUUCCUCGACAUGGCCUCAUCUUUCUUGCAAGAGACACUUGCGAAUCAAAAUGGAGGUUCUGGCGGAAUUGGAGGCAUCGCUCAAGUAAUUGGCAGUCUCAUGCAAGGUGACUCAGGCAAGGCGGGUUCCGGAGGAGAUAAUGGAGCGGCGCAACUUCUUUCGGGACUCGGAAGUUUACUGGCGUCUGCCACAUCUGGCAAUAAUAAUAACCAAGGUGGCGGAGGCGGUUUUGAUCCCUCGAUGAUUAUGAAUGUCGUUGGCAUGUUCGCCAACAUGAACCAAGGAAAUGCUCGCAAUAAGCGCAGUAACUCUGAUGGCGGUGCUGGUGGCAUGGAUGCUUUAAUGUCGAUCGCUAGUACAGUUAUGCAAAACUUGAAUAGUGGCAACGACGAUGACGAUGAUUCGCCGCGUCAAGCGAAAAAGCAAGAUUCGGGCGAUGCUUUGACGAAUAUGUUACCACUUGUGAUGCAAAUGUUAAAUUCUUUCACGGGACCAGAUAUGGAAAAGACAGAAAAUCGUCACAAAGAUCAUGCUUCCGUUUUGCCGCCAUUCUUGGAACACAUUCACGUCAUGUGGGAUCAGUUCCAGCAAUCGGACUUGGCACAAGCUCUUUUUAUGAAAUUGGGACUCAAUAAUGUUUUUAAGGGUUUCGUAAAUCGCGAUGGCAAAAUGGACUAUGACCGUCUCUUUAAUUCGCUUGAAAACCAAUCAUUCCGUCGUCGUUGGAUUAAGCAAGCUUUAAUGUACAUGGCUGACUGGGCAAACUUUUUAUCUAAUCCCGAAGUCUACCAAAGAUACAUCGCUACAGGUCAAAUCAUGGCAAAUGGAUUCUUGAAAGCAAAUGGAUACCCCGAUUCUGCUCAACUCGACAUUUCUCGUCCCAGUGAGACCAUCUCCAAAGUAAUUGACCACACGGCCCGCAAGCAGCUCAACGUUAAAAUCAGCUCAAUUUCUUAUGUCAAACCCGCCGUCAACUACAUCCGAGAACUCUUGAAGCUCGGCAAGGCACGUGAACUCUUGCAAAAAUUCAAUGCCACCGAACUCAGUGACAAGCUUGCCGACACGCUCAACUUGGAGGUCAUUGAACCCGUGCUCAAGGUACAUCGUGCGUACAGAUUUGCCGUUGAGCAGCCCGAAUGCGAUCGGUAUGUGUUGUGCGAAGUGAACUCACAUGAUCCCAAUGAGGAACUUGGCUUGGGAGGAUUUAAGCAUGGAGUGACGCGCUUCGGAAGCAUGGCAGCUGCUUGGUUUAUCAGCAGUGAAACGGGAACGCCAUUCUGGACGUUGUUCGCGACCAUCAAUGAUCCGUACAAGUGUCAGAAAAAAUUCCCAAUUGACUGUACUGGCUUCCAUGACGGUGAGGCACGAGUCACGACAGAAUACAUUCACAACGAACUAUAA
Culicoides brevitarsis is the source of this 1482-nucleotide messenger RNA. RefSeq lists its product as uncharacterized. The record is from RefSeq and is a predicted model, not a curated record. The coding region runs from base 1 to 1482 and encodes 493 amino acids. The transcript has 4 exons. NCBI's taxonomy places the organism in Eukaryota, Metazoa, Arthropoda, Insecta, Diptera, Ceratopogonidae.